AUGUCUACACCAAACGGCACGAUGACAGACUCAGACUCAAAGCAACAGGACAUGUUCCCAAAUCACUCGCCAAUUGACAGCACAAUGAGAGAUGCAGAUGCAGACGCAGGCGCGGAUAUGGACACGGGAUUUCACCCACAAACAGUCCUCUUUCAUAACACCUUUACACAAGACAUCACACGUCCUUCCAAUCGUGCCCAAGAAGAUGUAUCUGAAUCUCAGUCUCGGUCUCGACUUUCCACAACAGCCAGCAUCACCACCACUGCCAUCCUCAAAAGUCGUCGUCGCUCUCGUCCUCCGACCCUCGUCACUCUCCCGGCGGAACUUGUCCUCACGAUAGCCUCCCACCUCGACUACCCGGACGUCCUCUCCCUCCGACAAAGCCACGUCGGCAUCUCCGGCGUCCUCUCCCGCCACUCGACCACCCACCACCGGAUCUCGUGGGUGCUCUCCCGAGCCUACCUGGGCCUCCCGAUCCCCAACAACACCAGACUCAGCUUCAAGACCGACGCCCUCUUCCUGUCCAACCGGGAGGUCCAGCGUAUCCUGGCCGCCCGCCUGAACCACGGCGAGUGUCUCUCCCAGAGUCCCGACCUCCUCCCGGCUCGUCAAUUGGCCCGCACGCGCCUCGGCCAACGCAAGGGCAACAACCUGUGUUUCGUCGGGGGCACCGGACCCUGCCCGGCCGUCCUCGCCAGGCGGCGUCUCGAGAAGAAAAGAAAGAGGUACCCGAUGACGACGACGACCCAACAAAAAUCUUUUGUGCCCAAAACCCUCCUCGUCUUUGGACAUCUCGUGGCCCUGGCGGUCGAGGGCGGCCGCCAGAUAAGAGAACAAGCAUUGGACUGGAGGCGUUGGGUGGACAUCCUGGGGUGCCCCUUGUUGCUGUUGGCUUGCCGGUACUUGACCAACGUCAAUGCCAACGACGAUGACAAUGCCAGGGCGGUGAAAGCUCUGGUGGUUUUCAACGGGGGAAGCAACCUCCCGCUGUUGUUCAAAAGGUGGUGGAAGGUGGCCGUCCUGUCGUGUCUGGUGUUGUCGUGGAUGGUCUACAGGGUCCAAUCGUUGUUUUUCUCUUAG
This is a messenger RNA of Exophiala oligosperma, 1080 nucleotides long. RefSeq lists its product as uncharacterized. The record is from RefSeq and is a predicted model, not a curated record. NCBI's taxonomy places the organism in Eukaryota, Fungi, Ascomycota, Eurotiomycetes, Chaetothyriales, Herpotrichiellaceae. The transcript has a single exon. The coding region runs from base 1 to 1080 and encodes 359 amino acids. Gene Ontology annotation, molecular function: protein binding.